GCGAGCUGUUGCUGUGCUUCGAUGUCGAGGGAAAAGUUGGAGCUCAGUCGUGCACAAACAUCCCUCAUGCUGCACUGGAGGCUCCGAGGAUCACGUUUUUUUGGGAACUGGACGCACCGCCUGGAAUGAAACGACGCGCGUAUCCUCACUGCGGAGUUUUAUGUUUUAUCCUUUUUUUUUUUAAACUUUUUAAACUGGUGUUGCUCUGACACAGCGGCCAGCGUGCGUGAGUGUCAGAUAUGUGUUUAGCCCACUCCUGAACCGACCGGGCCACCCCUUUGCAAUUGUUCCCCAUCCCCUGAACCCCGCGAAGGGGACUCGCCAGGCACAAGCUGGACAUGGCGGGCGAAAGGAAACCGCGGCUCUGCGUCAUGACAAAGGGGGAGCAGGGCUACGGCUUCCACUUGCACGGGGAGAAAGGCAAGACCGGGCAGUUCAUCCGCAAAGUGGAGGCCGGCUCGUCUGCAGAAGCGGCCGGUCUGCGCGCGGGGGACCGCCUGGUUGCGGUCAACGGCGUCAACGUGGAGAGGGAGACGCACCACCAGGUGGUGCAGCGGAUCAAGGCCUUAGACAACGAGACCAGGUUACUGGUAGUAGACCAGGAAACGCACGAAUAUCUGCGCAACUUGCGCCUCACAGCCACAGAAGAGAUGGCCAUUCCCGGAGAGGAGCCCCCGCCCCCGUUUUCGCCCCCAGAACCCCCCGGCCCCGGACCGACUUCGCUCCCGGCUUCUCCGAACAAGAACAAGCACGAGGACGGGAAGAACGGCUCUGGCGUGCUGCAGUCCAUGUUGCAGAGGAGCGAGAGCUGUCAGGUGCCCAAACACACCAGGAAGCUACCAUCGUUAGCUCUGAAGAAGGAGGUUUCCAUCCGUGCCGUAGCCCCGACCCAGGCGCAGUCCCGAUCACGUCUCCACGGCGACCCGUCGGAGCUGGCUCCGCGUCUGUGCCACUUGGUGCGCUCAAAGACGGGCUACGGUUUCAACCUCCACAGUCAUCGCUCCAGGCCGGGCCAGUACAUUCGCUCGCUGGACACGGGCUCGCCUGCGGACCAAGCUGGGCUCCGACCCCAGGACAGAAUCGUUGAGGUAAAUGGAGUGAACAUCGAGGGCAUGCGGCACUCCGAGGUAGUGGCCUUCAUUAAAAAAGGAGGCGACGAGACCUGGUUGCUGGUUGUGGAUCCGGACGCGGACGAGUACUUCAAGAUGAAGGGCAUUAUCCCAACCGUCAGCCACGUGAAAGACUACGACGGUCCCUCCAUGUCCAACGGAUCCCACAGUCCUCUCCUGAACGGCAGCUCCACUUCACAUUCCAUCCGGUCGAUGACGUCGGACAUAAGCAGCCGCAGCAACGGCACACAGGCGGGCGACGAGCUAAGCCGGUUCUCGGACCCGUUCGCGGAGAUCGGCCUGAGCGCCACGGCGGCCGAGGAAAAGCGAAAGCUCCACGCGAAAGAGAAGAGGCGGGCGCCUCAGAUGGACUGGAUGAAGAAGUACGAGCUCUUCAGCAACUACUGAAGAGACGUCGAAUCGCGUUUUUAGCAACGACAACUUGAAGAAGGAAAUUGAAGGAGCUCUGGGGACAUUUCAGCAGCAUUUCCCUACUCCAGCGGACUUACUUUUCUUUUGAAAGCUAUACAAGCAUCGUCACGGCAACGAGGAAUUUACGCAUGGUCACCGUGACGUCAACGAUUGUAGCCCUGAAGAUCGCUGUGAUAAGAGAGGACGCCCUCGGCCACAAGCGGGUUCAAAACCUCUCACAAGGACAAUUGAUGACUCGAAGGGGUUCGGCAAACUGGCAAUCGCUUUUUGUGCUGCCAUUUCACUUUUUUUUUUUUUUUUUUUUUUUUUUUUAACAUGCAGAAAACUCGCUGAAUGUGUGCAGCAGAGGGCAAACUCGCACCACAAAUCCAACACGCCCCUUGGAUUUCUUGAGGGGAUUUUCGGGGAGUCAUUAUGAACAAUUUGCCGACGACAAGAAGUGAAUAACGUUACGUUAGUCUGGGCAUAUUUAUUCCCGACUGCGGUUUAAUGUGAAAAACACGUUUAUGUGGUUGAGACUGGACGAGUAAUGGAGAAUGUAUUUUACUCGGGGGAAUUAAUAAGGAGCUGAGGCAUGCGCUGCUGAUAAAGGUAACCAGCUAUUAAGAGACAGUAUUACAAUACAAUUAUGAUUAUAAAGGCACGGCCAUACACAGGCGAAAGAGGUACUCCUCUCUAGGAAUAUAACUCAAUAAACAUAUGAUGUCAACAAUAAAAUGAUGGUAUCACAAUACAACAAUAGCAAGAUCAUCAUUAUAAGGAACUGCACAGAUUUUCAGCAGACAGCAGCAAAAGCAAUAUUUGAUUUCAAGAGAUCAUGACACAUCGUCAUAUGGAUAUAUGAUGCCAGCAUAUUAUCGUAGGAAACGACAGGAUCCAUUGCGAUAUCAAUAUUAGACGCUGUUGUGUCGGUACAAUGUUGAUAAAUAAUCGCAGGAAGUCCUGAUACGAUAUAUUGUGUUAUCGACAGCACAAUAUCAAUACUUUGUAUCAUAAUAGUCACAUCGAUAUCGAUAUCUGUUGGCUGCGUAUUGGUACAUUGUUGAAACAGCAGGUACAAUACACCGUGGAAGCAAUACUGGACAUCAGUCUGACGAUGCCGUAUCACAAGAGAUGAUACAUUGUCAUAUGCAUAUCUGUUGCCUGUAUAUUAUCAUAAGAGACGAUAGGACCCAUUGGGAUAUCAAUAUUAGACGCUGGUGGAACGGUGCAAAGUUGCUAACAUUGCCGUAUCAAUACUGUUCGCAGGAACUCCUGAUACGAUAUAUUAGCGACAGCACAGUAUCAAUACUUUGUAUCAUAAUAGUCACAUCGAUAUCGUUAUGUCAGCUGCGUAUUGAUACAUUAUUGAAAUAGCAGGCACGAUACACCGUGCAAGCAAUACUCGACAUCAGUCUAAUGAUGCAGUGUCACAAGAGGUCAUGAUACGAUAUCAAUAACUGAUGGUGACGAAUCAAUAUCACAAGAGAUGGUGAUACAGUAUCUGUAUUUCAUGCCAGUUCACUGUAUUGUAUCAUAACAGCUCACAACUUUUUACACAACAGGACUUUUUUUUUCUACUAAAUUGAGCAAUUUAAAAUGACCAAACGCCUCAAACGUUGUCGCUAAUUGGAGCGGAUCACGUAAAAACUCUCUUGGAGAUGACAAAAUCCGAGCAUAUGAAGGAACCUCGUAAAUAUAAAGGGGUAAAAUUUAGCAUUUAUCUAAACUAGGAAUGUUCGGCCGCGCUGUCACUUUGCAAAAUACUACAUGGUGAUCUCACCACAAUUACUUACUAUUGUACUUCUAGUUUAUUAGUUACAUACAUUUAGUCCAUUAAAGUUCGCACUUUUAGGCGCAAAGCAUGUACACCAUUAAAUAAAACCCACUUUUCGUAAUGAAGUUCCGGAUUGAGUACUGUUGUUUAAUGUGUACACAGUACAUCUAUGAGUAAAAAGUAUUCAGCAUCUCUAACCACAAUUAUGAGUACAUUGUGUUGAAAUGAAUCUUCCAGUGAAGGGAAACAAGGGGGGGGGGGCUUGUGAAUUAAUGUCAUAAAGGCUUGGAGGCAUUUUGAAGUCAGAGCGUCCAAGUUUAGCGCUGCUUCAGAUUGAGGGAGAAAUUUGGGAGGAUUUUAUGAAGGAUUAUUGCACGCACACACAGGAGCAGCUGCCACGCACAUGCUGGUGUGUGUCAUUUCACGUCUUGCGAUGAUUGGAUUUCAAGUGGAUCUGCAGGUUGGAAAAAAGCCAUUCAUGUGGACAGUGUACAUGUUGUUUUUUGUUUUAUUUACCCACUAGCGUUCCGAUUUGGCUCUAAACGCUUCGACAGCAAGCAAACGAUGUUACAAAGCGGACACACGCAGUAGCGUUUUCAAUAAAGUGUGGAACUGGCAUUACAGUACACUCUUUUCUUUUACUUUGGACAUACUUGAACGUUCUUGUCACGUUUUUGUCCUCCUCGACUCUUUGUCGCUCCAGAUGAGGAUUACGCCGGCGUACGGUUUCAUCCCGUUCUCAGAAUUCUCCACCAGACAGCUGCGCGUGUCGCGUAAAGGUCAAAGAUGUAUCGCGAUGCGUGUCCGCUCUCUGUUUUUGUUUUACAACCCGAGUUUGUAAUUGUUCUUAGAGACUCCGGGAGACGUAUCCAAAAACUGCUGAGACAAAUAAUGUGCUCUAAGUACCAAAAAAGUAAAACUAUCAACACAGAGUGGGAAAUCCAUUUGGGGUCUAGAUGAACCUUAACCUUGUAUUACUUAUCGUGGUAAGAGAUAAAACCCACAAAUAAAUAUCUAAUGUGAUGCAAUAUGGCAGACAAAUAAAAAAAAACUCCAAACGUUAAAUGGGAUUUUCCAGCCAAGUACGCAAUCUGGAUCUAAUCUAGACGAAACCUUGUUUGACUUUCCACGUGCACAUUAGUUUGUACAAAGUCGAAUUUUUGACUCCAUUCCUCAUUGUUAGGCCGACUACAAAAGAUUUUUUUUUUUUCAAAGAUAAUUUUUGCAACUUCAUUCAUGUGCGGCUGGUCACAAGAUCAUUCCGAUCAAUUAUUAAUAAACUAAAUGUGAAUCUAUAUAUUACUGUAUAUAAAAAAAGACAACGAAAAAAACAUUUACUUUAUAAAACCAUUGUUUGUGGGAUUUCAAAUUUAAUGUAACUACCAAUGGACCUAAAACGAAUGCCAUCGUCAGAAAAUUUAAAAAUUGAAUUUUUUUUCUGUGUUAGAGGAAAAUUGUAAAAGGUUAGCAUAUUGUGACCAUACCUUAAUCUACUUUUCUUCUGUACAACAUGCAGUGAAGCACAAAAGAUAACUCGUCUAAAAACACAUAAAAGCUCAAAUAAAAUGUUCAGAAAUGCACCACUCCCUCAAAGCCCUCCAUCCAUCCAUUUUCUUCACCGCUUAUCCUCACGAGGGUCGCGGGAAGUCCUGGAGCCUAUCCCACCUGUCAACGGGCAGGAGGCGGGCCCUGAACUGGUUGCCAGCCAAUCACAGGGCACAUUGAGAAAAACAGCCGCACUCACAAUCACACCUAGGGGCAAUUUAGAGUGUCCAAUCAAUGUUGCAUAUUUAUGGGACAUGAGAGGAAACUGGAGCACCCGGAGGAAACCCGCGCAGGCACGGGGAGAUUAUGCAAACUCCACACAGGCGGGGCCGGGACCGAACCCGGGUCCUCAGAACUGUGAGGCCAACGCUUUAGCAGGUGAUCCACCGUGCCGCCCCCUCAAAGACCUGAAUUUCUUAAUUAAAUUGCCAAUGUCCGCUUUGUCACUAUCUAUUACUGAAUUAUGUAAAGGCAACCAUGGAAAAGUUUAGUUAUGAGUAGACUCUAAAUUGUAUAGAUGGGUGUGAAAUUUGUGAUGGUGAAGGUCGUUUCGAGCGAUUGGCCGGCUGACCGGGAUGCAGCUCGCCACUCGCCCAAAAGUCCGCUAGAAAUGUCACUAAACUGCUCCAGAAAAUGUUAAUUUAUUACAGUGUAUUGAUGAUUUAUGCCAGAGACACACAGUGAGGCGUCUUGAAGAUAAAACCCUGCUAAAAAAUUUCGAUAGAAACAUUUUUGUUCUGUAGAAAUUCUAUAGAAAAUCACAGCAAAAUUUCUACAGAAGUUGUUCUGCACAAAUUCUAUAGAAUUGUAGAAUUUCCAUAGAAUUUUUUUUGCACGGAAGAGAAAAUAAUUACUCCACUAGGUGGUGCAUCCUCUGCGUUUUGCUUCCAGGAAGUAGGCCUAACCUCUCCCGAAACACCGUUGUGUGGGAAGCCAUAUGUAACCCUUUUGUCAAAUUGUCGUGGCGCACGUGAUCGCGCGCCCCGGAGGUGACGCUAAGGUCAAAACUGUGACGUUCGCAGGACACAAGGCCCCCUUUUAAAGCGGGCCGCAAUUUCCCAGCAGUAAAAGCGCCGAGAAAGACAGCAUAGAAAAGAACCCCAGGUGGUCGCUCUUGUGCUUAGCCUGCGUCAACCCAGGCAGAUAUUUCUACUUACAACUGAUGAAAGAUGAUUUGUCUUUUUCCAACCCAGCUUUUUAUCGGUUUCUGUCAUUAUUUCAACCUCUCUUUCUUCUCCGCGUAAGUGGGUUAGUGCUUCCAUAACUUUGCUAAUGACUUCACUAAUAAAAACAUGCUAGAUUAGCUUACCAUAGCAAUGGGUCGGGGGGAAUAGAAACUUUUGUGUUCGUUUAGAUUUGAAACCAGAGAAUCCUAAACUGGCACAAGACACAUUUUCCACAAAUCAUUCGAGCAAUGUUGUCAUUUUUGGAGCUUAUUUUGACAAAGUCAGGAGUAUAAAGUACCGAUGUUUUCAAAUAUACGUAGUUGAAGUAUUAAAAAAAAAAAGUACAACUACUAAAGUAACACGGUAUUUGUACUUGGUUUCUUACUACCACUGGUUCUCAGUAUGUGUAGGCCACAUAGUCCCACCCAACCCAGGCGUGCCACCCAUUGAGCAGUGCCAGGGCUGCCCAGGAUGCAGCGGUGCCCGCAAAAAAAAAAAAAAAAAAAAGGCCAGAGGGGAGGGAAACCGAGGGCGAGCGUCCCCAUGGCAACUGUAUGUUUUUGUUAGCGCCCGUGAGUCAGGCAAGCAGUGAGUCACAGUCAGGAGGAAACACACACAUACACUCGGGCGCAUUCAUACUCCCACUUAGUCAAAGGGAUGCCAAAUAAGGACGGUUGCAACAACGUGCACGGAAGGGGCGAACGUGAGGGCAGAAGUAACCGGUUAAGAAUUGGUUCAAAGAACGGGAGUUUCCAACAAAGACACCGCAACGCUGCAGUUCAUUUGCCGGGCCUGAGGUGGCGUGGUCACGUUGCCAAAUACUCAAAAGGAAGCAAGAAAAGGGAUCGUUGCAACGAUCGUUGGUACGAUAUCCGCUUCAAAACAAAAGCCCAAAUCACGGCGAAGGAAAACAACAUCUGCCACAAUGAUUCACCGUUGUUGUUGUUUUUGCCAAAGUCAGCACACAGUUACAUGAAAACUGAGACAACCAUGUUAUCAUCUCAGGAAGAAUUAGUAUUUGUUCUCCACAUAGGACCUGAACACGU
This is a messenger RNA of Syngnathoides biaculeatus (alligator pipefish), 7054 nucleotides long. Its product is annotated as Na(+)/H(+) exchange regulatory cofactor NHE-RF2. The transcript has 7 exons. Bases 339 to 1517 code for a protein of 392 amino acids. NCBI's taxonomy places the organism in Eukaryota, Metazoa, Chordata, Actinopteri, Syngnathiformes, Syngnathidae. Gene Ontology annotation, cellular component: apical plasma membrane. Gene Ontology annotation, molecular function: signaling receptor binding; protein-membrane adaptor activity. Gene Ontology annotation, biological process: protein localization to plasma membrane. The record is from RefSeq and is a predicted model, not a curated record.